Trichoderma virens Gv29-8 is the source of this 1488-nucleotide messenger RNA. RefSeq lists its product as uncharacterized. The record is from RefSeq and is a predicted model, not a curated record. The transcript is spliced from 3 exons. Lineage: Eukaryota; Fungi; Ascomycota; Sordariomycetes; Hypocreales; Hypocreaceae. The annotation marks the transcript as partial. Gene Ontology annotation, cellular component: cytoplasm. Gene Ontology annotation, molecular function: tRNA adenosine(64)-2'-O-ribosylphosphate transferase activity. Gene Ontology annotation, biological process: charged-tRNA amino acid modification.
GACUCAGACGACCUCUUUUCCAACCAGCCCUCCAUCUCCAGCCUCCUCACCCAACUCCGCCGCAGCACCCUCACGCCUCACAACCGCCUCAAGUCCAUCCACUCCGACGCCGCCUUUGUCGCCCAGGUGGCCUCUUCUUUUCCAACCUAUCCUCCCUCUCAUUCAGAGCCGCUGGUGGCGAAUGAGCGCUGUGGGAGCUGGUAUAUCCCGCCGGACAAGAAAGACGGCAGUGCGUAUUUCAAGAGCACGGAUGGACAUGAGCGGGCGUGGAAGUUUAGCACUAGGAGACUGAACCUGCACCUAAUUGACAUAAUUGAGGAGAAUGACGGGUAUGUUGCUUAUUUUCUCUCCAGCCAGUGCAUGCCCGAUGCCCUCUCAACCACCAUUCCCAUCUGGUGCACCGUCUUCAACAUGGCCCUCCUCCCAAACAACCCCCUUUCUUCCAACCUCUUCCUCCCCCCUUACCUGCCCGCAUCUACACACUCCCAAAUCACCGCUCUCAUUCCCACAUUCCUAUCUUCCCUCAAAGAACUCAACCUCACCCUCCCGACGUCUCUCACAAAGCCUCUUCGCCCCCUCUGGAUCACACAGGACUCCUCUCUCCCUCCUCCCCCAGACUCGGACGACGACGAGGAUGAAGACCAAGACCAAAAUCAAGACCAAGGCAUCAUAUUUCAGGACUACCGACCUGUCAUCUGUUGUACCGCUAGUAGACGAGUCAUCGGCAGCGAGGUCGACGAGGGCGGCUACAUCCAAGGCGCCGGAGACGACACCGAGAACUGGGCUCUAGGCCUGACCCCAGACGUCUUCUGGGCCAACACCACAGCCUUUCUCUCUGCCGCAGAAGCCGAUGUCCCCGACCUCAUCGUCAAGCUCGUAGAAGAAGCUAAAGCACAGCGCCAGGCUGCUCCCACCGGCGAUGUAAACCCAGCUACUCUCCCGCGAAAACAACUCACGUCCUACCUCUCCGUCCGGGCAAUAUCACCCCUCGACCUCUCAAUACCAACAGCGGCAUCAUCAUCACAGCAGCAACCAAACGAAUGCCUCAUCCUCCUCACCGAAACUCCCACCCCAAAAGAAACCUGGCUCCUCUCCCCAACGCUCCUCCGCGUCGGCCUCGGCAAACACAAAACCGCCAGCCGCAACCUCCGCCUGGCCCUCCCCGAAAUCUGCUCCUUCGCAACCCUCUUCCUCCAGCGCAACGAGCACUCCACUCCAACAGAUGCAGCAAGUAACGACGCCGUCGUCAAGCCGCCCCAAAUCGUCGUCGCCUGCGACUCAGGCAAGGACCUCUCCGUAGGCGUCGCCCUGGCGCUGUCAUGCCAUCUUUUCGACGACGAGGGCCGCUUCCGCGUGCCUGACGACAAGGUGGCGUUUACCAAGACGUUGGUCAAGAUGAGGCUCGGGGCCGUCAUGACGGUGUAUCCCGAGGCGAAUCCGAGCAGGAGUACCUUGCAGAGCGUGAAUAGCUUCUUGAUGGACUGGAGG